Molecule: messenger RNA, 462 nt
Organism: Mycotypha africana
Lineage: Eukaryota; Fungi; Mucoromycota; Mucoromycetes; Mucorales; Mycotyphaceae
Product: cytochrome b5-like heme/steroid binding domain-containing protein
Exons: 4
Coding region: 1-462 (153 amino acids)
Cellular component (GO): endomembrane system; membrane
Source: RefSeq, a predicted model, not a curated record
AUGCUUGAUAUCACUCCCAAUAUCCUGUACAAUCAGCUUAAGGGUAUGAUUUUGUUGUACCUAUCAAGAUAUUUGUUUGCGCCAAAUAAAUUACCCUAUGUGCCUGCCAAACAUCCUGAAGUUCUCAUUUUCAAAAAUUAUACACCACUCGAAUUGGUGCCUUUUAAUGGAGAAAACGGUGCACGUAUUUUAAUGGGAGUUAAUGGAUCUGUAUAUGAUGUUACUCAAGGACGCAACUUUUAUGGACCAGGAGGACCUUAUGAAAAUUUUGCUGGACACGACGCAUCACGCGGUUUAGCUAAAAACUCAUUCGAUGAAGAAAUGAUGGCUGACCCUCACGGACCUAUUGACAAACUUGAAGACUUGACAGCGGAUGAGUGGGAGAGCUUAAGGGAAUGGGAAAAACUCUUUGCAGGCAAAUAUCUGCUUGUUGGUAAGCUCGUUGAAAACAAAAGUUCGUAG